AGAAGGAAACAAAAGGAAAGAGCGGCAAAAGAAAAGGCAGGAGAAGAAGACAGGAAGACAGGAAGAAGAAAAAAGCGAGGAGGAUGCAGAAUAUGAGGAUGAUCACGGAGCCCUCCAAAAGUUCUUCUCUGACCUCAUUGUGGAGGACCGGCAGAAAAGGACGAGGGUAGCCAGGACCAAGAAGCUGGGAAAGCUUCCACCGUGCCUGGCUGAGCUCUUUGAGGGGAAAGGCAAAGGCUCGUCCUUGCGCAGCCUCUCUUUCGUGACCUCCAUUGACAGAUACUUGGAGGAUUAUUUUAUUUUUAUCUUCAGCAGUGAAGGAACCACUAAGAUGCAGGAGAACGCAAUCACCAAGGCCAGCUACACCAAAUGCUUUUUGAAAUUCAUGACGCUGGGGUGGCCGACCAAGACGUUUUGUUCAAUCUCCAGCAUCUUGCAGCUUACCCGUCUGUGUUGCGUAGGGCCGAACUGUCGCCGGGUACAGUGUUCCUAUACAUAGAAGAGGCGGCAAAAUUUGUGGUGUAUCUUUGCGAUAUCCCUCCCAAGCACAGCCGUCUCAAGGCGCAAAAUGUGGUGGUCCUGAUUAAGUAUUUCAAUAAGAUGCAGACGGACCUAAACAGGAGCAUGCUCGGCCACCAGGUCAGUGUCAAGGCCAUCAAGCAACAGAGGCUGAUCAGGAGAGAGGAGCUGGCUAGGAAGAAAAUUCCUUCCCUUUUGGAUGACAUUAAAAAUGCUGACCCCAAAGACUCAGUGACCAAAAACAGGAUCUGUGGCUACCUGGCCGCCUAUCUGACCUGCAUCUACGGUCACAGAACUGGUGUCCUCAAGCAGAUGCGGGUGAAGGAGGUGGAGAAGGCGGUUGGUGACGACCAGACCGGCUACCUUGUCAGCGUCCUGGACCAUAAAACAACUCCCAAGUAUGGUCUGGCCCAAAUCUACCUGGACCCAGAUGAGUUUGAGUGGUUCAGGCGCUGGCUCAAGCUGAGGAGCCGGUCUGUGCCGACCAAUCACUUUUUUUUUUUUUUAGCACGCUGGGUGGAGGGGAAGCCAAGAAUAUGGUCACAUAUCUCCGGAAGGCAUGGACUGAGAUGGGCCUGCAAGGACAGCAGGAGCGCUGUGGCCACAUGUAACUUUGAGGACAAUGACCCGGUGAACAGAGAGAUGGUCAGCUCCUUCAUGUGCCACAAUAUUAACACAGAAGAGCGUUUUCACGUCAUGCAUAAAAACCUCCGGUAUGCAAAGAAUAUGAGGGAGAUCUUCAUCAAGCUCUCCAUGCGCCGGGAAGAAGGCCCCAUGGCAGCAACUGACGUCCAGCCAUCCAACUCGGGAGUCGUGGCGCCAAAGAGUAUGAGGCACUCUUCUUCUGAUGAGGAAGAAACGGCUCAAAAAGGUGAGGUGUUUGUUGCGUUCCAAGGAGUUGGGGUCCAAUCACAACACCUCAUCCAUGCUGUGCCUUCAUGAGAAUAAGGAGGGAAGUGGAGCUUCAGCCAGCCGAGCCACCAGAAAACAAGAGCUGGGUGAAGCCCUUGUCUCCAUGACAUUGAAGGACACACAGCCCUUCAGUAUUGUGGAUGAUGUUGCAUUCAGGACAUUUGUGUCCAAAUUGGAUCCCAAUGAUGUUCUCCCUACAAGGCAGGUAUGUAAGGCUGCAUGCAUGAAACGAAGGAGUACUUUAUUGGACGUUACACAAUUCAGCACUAUGUAUUUUUCCUUGAGGCUCUUUGGUGGAGGCCAAGUAUGAGUCAGCAAAGGAGAAGGCUAAGGCUGGAGUGGAGAAGGUGGCUGCUGUUAGCCUUCAUCUGAUAAGUGGACAUCCAUCAAUAUGGAUGCCUACCUGGCUGUAACACGCCAUUUUGUGGAUGACAACACCAGGCUUGGUUCAGUGCUGAUGGGCAUCGUCUGGACACCAGUGUCACGGAAGCACGAAAGACCCAAAAUGUAACUGCAGAAGCCACUGUGGAGGUCCAGCGCUACCUUUCUGGACCAAAUAUCAGCAGGCUGGAAAACCCUCUGGUGUACUGGGAGAGGCCAAAACUGUUGUACCCAAAU
Molecule: messenger RNA, 2049 nt
Organism: Dunckerocampus dactyliophorus (ringed pipefish)
Lineage: Eukaryota; Metazoa; Chordata; Actinopteri; Syngnathiformes; Syngnathidae
Exons: 9
Coding region: 370-1461 (363 amino acids)
Source: RefSeq, a predicted model, not a curated record